Molecule: messenger RNA, 1865 nt
Organism: Schistosoma spindalis
Lineage: Eukaryota; Metazoa; Platyhelminthes; Trematoda; Strigeidida; Schistosomatidae
Source: the annotation of a GenBank genome assembly
GGCCGUUCUUAUCAAGGUCAUCCAAACAAUAAUGAUGGAUAGCAAAUCAGCUGGUUUUCGGUUGCCAGAUAUAUGGGAUGACGAUGAUGCUAUGUAUUCGCUUAUGCAACCUAUAAGGCGCUCUAAAGUUGUUGAUCCAGUCAAUUAUAAUGCUAAAAUCACAUUUUGGAAAAGAAUAUUGCUAUCCUAUGCAAAAGAUCACAAGGCAUUUGUAAUAUGUAAACAGUCACUUCAAAAGCUGUUUACUCGACACUUCCCUGUUGAAGGCAUAGACUUAUAUCCUCAAUCACUAGGAGAGGUUAUUUCCGAUUUGGUGUCGGAAGGUGUAUUAGGACCAGUAACUCCAAACAGAAGCAUCUUAGGCAAUAUGUUUACGGCCUUCGCCUAUGUUGUAAACAAGCCAAUAUCAUGGGCAUAUCACUAUUUAAUUGGUCAAUCAUCCUCUAAUCUAUUAGAGACUGAUAUAUCGGAUCAGCAGUUUGUGUUCAGUCAGUUCGCUGAAAAUUCCGCUGUGGAAUUUUUGUCUUGGUUUCAUGAUAAUUACCGUGACCAGAGGUUAUUACCACAUUCAGCGGUGUAUGACCUAGAGCUUUUUAACUCAGCCUUGUCAAACUUUUAUUCCCAUGCGGCCACUCGUGAAUACAUAUUUGAUUUAUUGAGUAAUACCAAACACUGUGUUUCUGUGGAAACCACGUCUACUUCAGAUUCCCAACCGAUUCAGAUCAUUCGCGUUGGUGAAGAUAUUAAUAGCCGACCGAACAAACCAACUAAUUCAGACGCUGCGAAAAUAGAAUCGUCUGCACUGAGUGGGAUUGUUCAACUCAAAUCUACAAUUAAACAACUUGAAAAUGAAGAGAAAAGAUUGGAAACUGUUAUAGAACAACGUCGAAACCAUAUCAAGUCCUUAUUGCUAGAUAAAAGGAAUUCAGAAGCAAAAUCUCUAUUACGUCGUACGAAAGUGUUAGAGAAAUCUCUAGAACAAAAGCAAUUACAACUUAAUAAUCUGGAAACAAUGUUGAUUGAUAUAGAAUCCGCUACAGAAAACAGGAAUAUUGUACUUGUUCUAAAUAGUGUCAAUGAAGCUCUCAGACAAGCUGUAGGAGGAUCUAAUGCUUUGAGUAAAGCAGAAGGUGUAAUGAAUGACGUAAUGGAUAGAAUUCAAGAAAGUCAAGAGAUCUCAGAUGUUGUCUCCAGUUUUGGACGUACCUCUAUUGGACUGGAAGAUAUGAGCGAUUUGGAACAAGAGCUUGACAGUUUCCUUGUUGAACCAAAGAAACCGUCACCUCCGGGGAAAACACAACCGAGCUUUGAUGAUUUAGAAGCUGAACUUGCUGCUCUUAAGUUAGUAACUGAUGAGGUAGCAUCAUUAACUGAUCAAAAUUCACUAUCUUCUAAACAAAACCGUGUCAUCAUUGAUAAGUGAAGGAUUUACUGAGAUGUGACCAUCGUUUUGAUUCUAUGCUAUUUCAGCGUGUCUAAUCUACACUCCUGAGCUUUCAUAUAAAAGUUCUAGUAUAAAACGUGAGGAGAAUAUGCGGAAUCUUUUGUAUUGAUUCAGAAAUCCAUCAUACAUAUAUGUAACUAAAUAUUUUCCAGAUUUUUUUUCUUUUGUCUUUGUAAAUUAUAACAUUUUACAAUAAUAUACUUUUUUUAUUUCAAUAACUAUAAUAACUGCCGAUAUUAUUUUAAACUAUAUUCUCUCCACUGGAUUACAGUGUUUCUUAUAUGACAUCACAACAAACAUUAGAAACAAUAACUGUCAUUUUCAUACUCUUAGUAGUCGACGCUUUUCUGCUUAUGAUAUUUAUAUUCUAAGGAUAAACAUAUUUCUAACCAAAAGAUAGUAAAGCAAAGAAAUAAGUGUC